GUUUUGAGGGGGUUAGUCAAGACAAUAUAGUUUAGUACCAUUUAUCACAAUUACAAUCUCGAUGUUGCUUCCACGGCUUAUGUCGAAAUGGGUUUGGACGGCACACAGCCCCACUCUAAGCCCUUUGGACAGGCAGGGAUAAACUCCCUCCAAACCCCCUCGCAGGAGUUCCUUCUGCUAGGUUGGCUAGCAGGGCACUACAAAUGAAUAGCCAAUUGAGACUUGUCAGAGCACAGCAACAAAGCCCCUAUAAAAAGCUAUCAACGUCGGGCCGGGUUAAGGCGUCCGCCCUGAUAACAUCCAGCACGGCACACUUCUUUAAUUACCCCAUCGUACGAUAUGUCGUGUUCCUCCCCCUCCUCCGGUUUGCUUCGAUUUGAUCCUGCAAGGGCUUACUGUCCCUUUAACGGUCUUCCCGCUUCCCCCCCGCAGACCCUGGACCGGUUACCACUCACCAACCCGGAGCACUUCGGCACGCCCGUCAUCGGCAAGAAGGGCAACCGCGGCCGACGCUCCAACCCUGUUCAAGAAGAACAGUCGUCCUCUUCGUCCAGCGAGGAGGAGGAGAACGAGCAGCAGCAGAAUGAAGAGCUGUUUGGCAAAGUGGUGUGUGUGGAGGGAGCGACCGCUGGUGACAAGAAGAAGACCACGUGGUACCCAGCACUGGUUAUCUCCCCGGACUGCCAUGAAGACAUGAAUGUGAAGAAGGACAACAUCUUUGUCCGCUCCUUCAAGGAUGGCAAAUUUUGCAUGGUGUUACGGAAGGACGUGCGGGAGAUGAACUGUGACUCGCCCCCGAAGGCUGACGCGGGGCUCAAACCAGCACUGGACGCGGCGCUGGAGUUCCAGCGGCGGCAGGUGGUGCCCAGCUCCUGGCGGACGGAGGUGAAGGAGGAGAGCUCCAGCAGCGAAGACGAGGAGGACGAGGAGGAGGAGGAGGAGCAGGAGGAGGACGCCAGCAGUGAGGAGGAGGAGGAGGAAGUAGAGCCGUUCCCUGGGGAGAGGGAGAACUUCCUGCAGCAGCUCUACAAGUUCAUGGAGGACCGAGGAACGCCCAUCAACAAGAGGCCUGUGCUGGGCUAUAGAAACCUGAACCUCUUCAAGCUCUACCGACUGGUGCACAAACUGGGAGGCUUCGACAGCAUUGAGAGCGGCUCGGUCUGGAAGCAGGUCUAUCAGGAUCUGGGCAUCCCUGUGCUGAAUUCAGCCGCAGGCUACAACGUCAAAUGCGCCUACCGCAAAUACCUGAACGGGUUCGAGGAGUACUGCACCUCCACCGCUAUCACCUUCCGCAUGGACCUGCCCCUGAAGCAGCCCAAGGCGGAGGGCAAGACGGAGGCAGAGGUGGGGCCCGCCGCCCCCCCGGCCUCCAGCCCCGUGAAGGAGCCCACGCCCGAGCAGGAGUCCAGGGGCCCGCAGCCCGCCCCCUGCAAGGAGGAGAAGUCUGAGUCGGGCCGGUACAAAACGGAACCGGAGUCGACGAAGACGGACCGGAAGUCCCUGGGGAACUCCACCUUGGACACCAACGACGCUGCGGCCGAGGACGACGACGGUGACGACAAUGAAGACGAAGAUGAGGAAGAGUCGCGUCUGGGAGACGCGGAGGAGGGCCCGUCGGGGUCGCGGUCGGAGGGGGAGGUCAGCGUGAAGCUGGAGCCCGCGGAGCAGCAGGGACACAAGGAGAAUACUGGGGAUGUCAGCAGUCAGGAGGGGGAGGAGGAAGGGGAGGAGUUUGAGUGUUACCCCCCGGGGAUGAAGGUGCAGGUGAGGUAUGGGCGAGGCCGCAAUCUGAAGACGUACGAGGCCACUGUGAAAGAGGCAGACGUGGAGGGGGGCGAGGUGCUCUACCUGGUGCACUACUGUGGCUGGAACAUCAGAUAUGAUGAGUGGGUAAAAGCAGACAAGAUUAUCCGGCCUGCCAAUAAGAAUGUACCAAAAAUCAAACAUCGCAAAAAAAUAAAGAACAAAUCGGAUGUGGACCACAACCGACUGGAGAGGCUCCGGGAGAGAGAGGACCUGGGCCCCUCCCCCAACAACAACCGCAUCCCUCCCUCGCCUCGGUCCGGCUCCGGCCCCGACGCCUUUUACAAGAUGGAUGACGCCUCCGAGCGGUCGACAGACGACAGCGAGCGAGAGGACGAGGAGGGAGACGAGGGGAACGAAGACGACCGGCCGGGCUACCGCCGGGGCCAGCGGAGAGGCCCGUCGGACCCCCACAAGCCAUCGGAGCGCUGGGAGAGCGGGAGUCUGUCGGAAGAGGCCAAGCCUCCGUCGCUGUCCGGGAAGAACCACGACCCCGUCAGCCCGGACGGUUCAGACGGGAAGGAGGGGAAGAGGCGCAGCCAGCCGGACCCGGAGGGCGAGAAGGCCACCAGGAAGAGGAAAUCGGAGGGAUCCCUGAAGAGCCCGACCAAAGCCAAGACCAGGAACACCCGGAGCGCCGACUGGCUCCCGGGCGGCUCCCCCAGGAAGGAGGAGAGAGGGGGAGACUGCGCCGCCGACGAGAGGCGAGCCUCGUCCGACAGCAGCUCCGACGACGACGGAGCGGGGAACUCGGAGUCGCGCGCGGAGGACGGCGAGCGCGGCCAGACGACGAAGACCAAAGGCUCGCCCUCCAAGAAGUACAACGGGACGAAGGAGAAGACCAAAGCGGCCGCCCGACCCACGGCCUUCUGGGACAUUCCCGAGAAGAGGGCCAAGGCGUCGGCGGGCGCGGAGGAGAAGCCGGCCGUGCGCACCAAGGGCCAGAAGGACGUGUGGUCCAGCAUCCAGGCCCAGUGGCCCAAGAAGACGCUGAAGGAGCUGUUCUCCGACUCGGACACGGAGGCGGCCAACUCGCCGCCCCCUCCGCCCGACCCGACGCGGCCGUCGGAGGAAGAGCCCAGAGAAGAGGACGAGUACGAGGAGGAGGAGGAGGAGCGGCGGCGGAGGCAGCGGCGAGACAGCUGCCCCGGAGACGAGCCCUCAGAGGAGCCCACGGACCGCGACAAACUGCAGCGGGAGUUCCCCAGCAGCGGGAGCGACUCGGUGCUCAACACGCCGCCCACCACGCCCGAGUCCCCCUCGGCGGCCCUGGGCCUUCCGUCGGAGGACCCGGGCCAGGUGCGGGCCCCGUCUCCUCCCCCCGCCGAGGACCCCGCCCUGCCUUCGGAGUCCACCUCCUCCUCCUCCUCUGCCGCCGCCGCCGCCGCUGCUCUGCCGCCACCGGCACCCGCGCCCACGGAGGAGGCGACGGGGGGGCGCAGCGAGACGGACAGCAGCACGGUGGAGGUGGAGAGCCUGGGCGGGGAGCUCCAGGACCUGGCCCAGGAGGACGGGGCCGGCUCCCCCACCAAGGCCUUCCAGGCCAGCCCCUCCUGCCACAGCGACUGCAGCCUGGAGCUGAGCAGCAGCAGCCAGCAGGACAGCGAGCAGAAACCCAAAGGUUUGACUGGGAGUCAGAAGCGGCAGAAGGAGGCGCCGGUUAUGGUCCCCGCGAAGAAACCGAAGAUAAACCGCAAGAGCUUCGGAGUGCCUCCCAAGAAGAACAGGAAAGCAGCCCACAGCAGCGACAGCGAGGACCAGACCCUGGCGGAGGGCGUGUCCAAGCCCCCCGCCCUGAAGAGCCUCGCUCACCCGGAGCUGAAGGCGGCCGCCGUCUCCCCCAAGUGUCCCGGGAGGACCCCCCCGUCCAGCCAUAAGUACCAGAAGCCCGGGGAGCCGGACCACCUGCACCACCGGGACCACCACGGACGUUCGCCCCGCGUCUACAAGUGGAGCUUCCAGAUGUGUACGUCCAUGAUGGCGGACCUGGAGAAGAUGAACAGCCUGGAGCGCAUCUCCUUCCUGCAGGAGAAGCUGCAGGACAUCAGGAACCACUACCUCUCCCUCAAGUCUGAGGUCGCCUCCAUCGACCGCCGCCGGAAGCGCAUGAAGAAGAAAGAGCGGGAAAGCACGGUGGCGGCGUCUUCGUCGUCGUCGUCGUCGUCGUCGUCGUCGCCGUCCUCCAGCUCGCUGACGGCGGCGGUCAUGCUCACGCUGGCCGACCCGCCCGUGUCCUCCUCCUCCUCCUCGCAGAACUCUGGGGUUUCCGUGGAGUGCAGCUCCUCCUGGUGCUCGCCAUCUGCUGUGCAGGAGCCCAGGGCAGCCUUGCCUGCCAGCGCCGGCGAUGUGUCACCCUGCCUCACGUUUCUCCUCUGUCAUUUCUAAGGGCCUCCAUGCGAUGGUUCAACCAUAAAGGGUUAUAGCGGUGGUGAUCGUCGCCCCGGUUACUGGAGCGCCGUCCUGUGUGUUUGCAUCGAGGUAAUGGGCCGUGGUGAAGGAUAGGGUUUCAGUUCAUUGUGUAUCCGCUGACACCACUGUGGAUGGAGGGAAUAUGGAAUGACACUGUAGUGCCUUUUGUGUUUUUCUCUGCAGGAGGCACUUUGGGAAAGGACAGCGCUUUUUAUUUUUUAUUUUCCUCUCUGGUCCUGCUCUCAAACAAUGUAAAAUGUCGCUGAGAAUGUCCCUCUGAUAAAAAAAAGAUUAAAAAAAAAAGACUGAAUAUUGUGUGAUUGAGGACGCGGGGCAGUGAGGGUAGCCGCGAGCCCGACAGUGACCGGAUGGUUUUUAAAUCGCAGCCUAUCGUUAAUUUUAAGAUGUUUGAUUGUAAGAGAUGAAGCUGAACUAUACUGGAACACCGGUAAUCAACUACUGAAUGCUCGGGCGGCCUAGAAAGGCUUUGGCCUUCCCCUUUUCUGGAACACUGUGUUCUCUUUUAAAGCCCCCACACCCCCAAACUACAAUUCUACUUCCUGUUUCCUGUUUCCUCCAAAAACCGCAUUAACGUAAACGGCAUUCACAUUUAAUUCAGAUGAGAUACUUCCUGUUUCCUCCAAAAACCGCAUUAACGUAAACGGCAUUCACAUUAAAUUCAGAUGCUUAAUUUGUCGGAGGUGUGGUGUCCGAUUUCUUUGUGUAUGGUGUUGGAUCACCUCUCGCACUCACCUUCUUGCAAGUUGCAGUUCAACAAGCAGUAGCUUGGAUAAUCACUUUUUUAAUGUUGUGAUGUCCAGAAAGUAUGUAUUUAUAAAAAGGAAGGACGAGAUUAACGGUGUCGAGGAUUGGCAUAGCACAACAACAACAUGAAAUCAAGAAGGAAAUACUUUAGGUUAACUGGAAAACGGCAAUCUCCUUGCAUAUUUAAUCACCCAAUGAAUUGUUAAUCAUUGUUAUCCACUGCCCUCACAUGUUGCUGAUGAAUUCAAUUAAAGGCAACCACAGUAUGUGUUUACAACAGUCCCGUAUCAAUUAACAUCGAAUGGUAGUAUUGGCAUCCAUAUCCAAUUUGGAUCAAGACCCAGCAACGACAGGCCCAAUCACAUCAUCUUUAUUUUGUUCCUCCUUUGUUCAUGCCUACCAAAAAAGUUGUUUAUUUUUAUUUUGCCGAGAUAGGACUAAUGGUAAAGGUAUUGUAAAUGUACAUUUAUAUCAUAAAGUGAUGUGUGUUUCAGACGACAUAUCCAGUGUUUCCACUGUAUAAACCCCCACUGUAUGAUAACCCGAAGCUAUGUUUUUGUUUGGCACUUGUAAUUGUAUGCUUUUGUUAUACAUUUGUAUAUUGAGAAGAGUGUUUUGAGUCAAGCUAUUUAAUAUCUUGCACUGUUAAUAACAUGUACUUUUCUGUACAGACAGUUUUGCGGUUUUAACUGUAGUUUUGAGUGUAAAUACUAAGAGUUAAAGCAUGUCUGCUCCCCCUACCGACCCAAUCGUCCUCAGUCUCGUUAUUUCGUAGAAAAUGAUUUAUUUGAUAUCAUUUUUUGUUCUUCUGUUGCUUUCCGUAAUUUCAACUACAUUGUUCUGUUUGUCGUUUUUUGUUUUUUUUCCUGUUACAAAUGUAUGUUUGGGAAUUGUUUAUAUUUUAUCUUGUUUUUUGUUAGCUGCCUCGUGCUUGACAGAAGAAUCGUGGUUUAGGAGGCGGCCGUUUUCCAGUAUGUACACGGGCUGGCGCUGAUGCUGAUGCUUUUUAGACCUGUAAGGAAAAUGGUAUGGACCAUAGAAUAAGAGAAAGAGGUGGGGCUCAUUGAAAAACCAAGCUCUGUAGUAUUUAUUAGGCUCAUCUUACGAUGGUCAUUGUGUAAUUUAUUGUACAAAUGUAAUCAAACGGAAGCCUCUGUUUGAAAUAAAUGCCAUAGUUUGUGAAGUA
This is a messenger RNA of Gadus macrocephalus (Pacific cod), 6163 nucleotides long. It is a transcript of the gene arid4b, whose product is annotated as AT-rich interaction domain 4B. Gene Ontology annotation, cellular component: nucleus. Bases 340 to 4188 code for a protein of 1282 amino acids. Gene Ontology annotation, molecular function: transcription cis-regulatory region binding. Lineage: Eukaryota; Metazoa; Chordata; Actinopteri; Gadiformes; Gadidae. The record is from RefSeq and is a predicted model, not a curated record. The transcript is spliced from 19 exons. Gene Ontology annotation, biological process: regulation of transcription by RNA polymerase II.